Molecule: messenger RNA, 1125 nt
Organism: Polychytrium aggregatum
Lineage: Eukaryota; Fungi; Chytridiomycota; Chytridiomycetes; Polychytriales
Exons: 8
Coding region: 200-904 (234 amino acids)
Cellular component (GO): cytoplasm
Molecular function (GO): zinc ion binding
Source: RefSeq, a predicted model, not a curated record
CGACAUCGUGCCCAUGCCACUGCAGCGACGAUGGCCCCGAUCAAUGCAUUGCCCAGAGCAGCCAUCAGGGCCACGGACCCUGGUGUUUCGUUCGCCAAGGGCAGCCGCUUCGGCCGCUUCGCCACUCUGCCCCCAAUCUCGCUCGCUCUGUCCCUGAAACCACCACCGACCGUCUCCAGCCUGCCAAGGAUCGGAAGCCAUGGAGCUGCCCCAUCUGGGAGAGCACUGCGAUGAAGCCUCCUGCCAUCGACUGGACUUUCUUCCGUACCGCUGCCAAUUCUGCACAAAGACUUUCUGCCAGGACCACUAUCGGCCCAAAGAGCAUUCGUGUCCCAAUGUCCCCGAGACCCUGGAUCGGCAGGCAACCGUCUGUCCGGUCUGCUCGAGGGUUGUGCCCGUGAACCGAGACGAAGACCCCAACAUCCGGGUCGAGCGACACAUUGCCGAGGGCUGUCCCGACCCAGGAACAUCAACGCUCUCGGCGCCAUCAACGAGAACCAGCUCGCCGGCUGCAAAGCGACCCGGAACCUGCAGCAUGAAAAGGUGCACCAAGAAAGAGCUCGUUCCGAUUCAGUGCCCAAGCUGUGGCCGGACGUUUUGCAUCCGACAUCGCCUGGACGUAGACCACCACUGCGAAGGGAUUGGAUCCGGUGCGAAUGGAUCCGGGAGGUCGCCGCUGCCUCGAAACACACCACCUUCGAAUCGCAAAGGGCCAGCCAGCAGUGGGGCCCAGUCGAAUCGUGGAUCCCAGCCAUCGCAGCAGCGACAGCCUACUUCAGGCAGCAACCGGAGCGCCGGAACGAAUCUCACCGAGGAAGAGCAAAUCGCCCUUGCGAUACAAAUGUCAUUGGAAGAGUCUAAGCAAAAAAAUCCGCCGUCGGAUGCUGGAUGCUCGAUUUGCUGACGGCAUCCCAAAGCUGGUACUCCAGGGUCAGGAUGCCGUGGAUGGCCGCUGACUUGAAUGGCCAAGAGAUCGUGCCUUUCAAAGGAGCUGCUACUCAUGCGGCAGCAAUAUGGGACACUCUAUAUAUUGGGGAGAGCCACAGCGGGCGCCUCCACUCCAUGGAUCCGUAGUGGCUAUCGCUAUGAUGCCGAAUUGCAAAUAACAAGUUGGAUUCAACCAAC